UGCUCAGCCGGCGCGACACUUCACGCGUAUAAACACGAGAAAAGGAGUCCCGUCGUGUUUCGAUCGGCGUCGAUAUGCGCUCGCUUUCUCGGCGAGUGCAAACAUCGAAACCGGAGAGGGAGGGAGAAAGAAAGGAAGGAAGGACUUUUAGGAGCGGAGAAGGCAGGUAAAGCGCGAGGGAGAAGAAUACGGAACGGGGAAGUGGCGAGGCGAGGAGUAUUAUCGAUUCGCCGGGGCUCGUGAGUUAACGGUUUGUUUACACGAGCACGGCGACGGGCGGGGAGCGGACGGAGUGGGAUGCGCGCAUGCGCCGCGCGGCCAAAACAAUAAUAACAGAGUAGAAGCAGAAGGUUCAUGGCUGGCGGACGGUCGCUCGUUCCUCGCGUCUCGACACGAACUCUCGUCGAAGCCUGUCGAUCGAAAGUCCGCGCGCGCGCCACGACGAAGAGUUGACCUGCCGUAGUCGUCGCCGUAUUGUUGUCCAACGGGAAACGAGAGAGAAAAAGGGAAAACACGCACAGUCGGACGGCCGUUUCGCGCCGCGCACGUACGUUGCGACACGGACCGGUGCUUCAAAGAAGAGUAGGAAGUAAUUCGCGUGGGACAGAGUACCAACUACUACCUCGUAAUCGUGCGGCAAGGCAAGUUCUCCACUUUAUUGAUACUCUCGAAACCGCCGAAUUUGUUAUCUCGAGAGGCCGUGUCGCGCAUUCGGCGUUUCUCUCUCUCUCUCUCGAGAAACUGUUAUCGAAAUAAGAACCACAUUGCGCGGCAGGUUCCGCGAAAUCCUACGGAAUUGUGAUCUACCUCGAAGUAAAACAGUGAGCGAGAGAGAAAGAGAGAGAGAUACAUAGAGAAGGAGACACGGUGUUUAAUUCGAAAUCCGCGAGUGCGCAAAGUGUUUGAUCUCCUCGCGACCGAGCAAUCCUUCGCUGUUCGGUCCUCUCUCUCUCUCAUACACACACACACCUUCGCGUUACCUCAUCGUCGGAGCGAAGUGCGUACGUUGUGUAACUCGAGCGACCAUCAUCUAGUCGGAGAAAGAGAGGAAGAGAGAGAGAGAUUCGGACACUGCGUUCGAUCGCCGAGCUCGGAAGCAAAACAAUGCGCUGCUGGUGUAGCACGUAGUCGGUGUGCAUCUCGUGUGUGUGUGCGUGAAUGCACGUAUACGUGUACCUGCCCGCAGCUGCCGCGCGGGCGCGCUCGUGUGUGUUUGUUUAUGCGCGGGGCUAGCAGUCGCACGCUCGUACUCGCGCGCGACGUUCAUUCAACAGUCAGCCGCGAUUCUACGCGGUGGACGUUGUCGUCAUCGUCGUCGACUCGACCGUUUCGAAAGGAGAGCGGUGAGGACGCGGCGCGAGGGUAAUCGCCGCGCGUAUUUGGCCAGUGAAUCACGCUUCGACCCGUUUGAUUACGGCACGGACGCGCCUCUCGCCGGAUACGACGUGCAUGUAUAUAUAUUCGUGCGCGCGCGCUCUCGUAUUGUUGUGUGACGUGUCCUCGUGCACUACGUGCGGACCGAGAGAGAUCGGCUGGCUCUAUAAUUAUCGCGCGUGCAUCAGACAACGACCGCCGUGGUGUGUGUAUCCUUCCGUCGUGGGAAAAGAAAAAAAAGGAGGAAUAUCGUCCGGGUUUCCUCGUUCUCGAGGGAGAACCAGUUGCUUUGAUUUUUCUCUCUUUCUUUCGCUCGACGUGAUUGACCGUCCCGUUUUCCUCCGGAAGAAAACACCGCGCCUCCGUUCUUCUCCUCCAUCAGCAUUGUGCCGCAGGAGGAACCGUCCAGCGAGGGUAAACAGACAUCGGAGAGAGAGAGAGAGGUCGCAACAAUAAUACCGCCUCCUGUUUUUUCUUCUACCUGACACACGCCCCGAAGAUGCCGAGCGCCGAGGAGACGACGUACCAUCUGAUCAGCGUGCCGAUGCCGGACGGGGCGCAGGCGGACGCGUUCUUGGCGCGCGACGUCGACCUGCUGGUCUCACAGAUCAAGGAGAAUCUGCGGUUGUCCAGCCUGAAGGCAAAGUCCAGCAUCAGUCACAAAAACAGCCGGCCGUCGCCGUACCGGGUGCCGGCGCGGUCCUGGGCAGACCCGGCCGCCGGCUGCGAGGUCUGCGGCCUGCGUCCCAAUCAGCAACAUCAUCAUCAUCAUCACCACAUGGCUCACCACCACCACCACCACCACCACCACCACCAUCACCAAAAGAGGAGCGAGAGGAACAGGGUGGACGACGACCCGUACGAGGUUCUGCAGGAGCUGCUGCGCGAAGGCGGCCUCAUCAAGGAGGCGGUGAAGAGGCUGCAGGCGAAUCUCGACGAGCUGUCGAGCUCGGAGGUGGAGGAGGACGAGGAGGUGGUGGUCGAUGACGAGGACGACGAGCGGCGGAGAUCCGGCGGCUGCUACCGCCGGAAACCGUACUUCUACGACUCCGAGGACGAGCCGUUACCACCGAUGUACGAGCCGUUGGAACUGUGAGGCUGCAGCAGCAGCGUGCUUUAGGCGGAAGAAUCUAACGUCCGUUCCUUUGCUUUCCUUUGUGAGCGACCUUAGUGUCUCUCCUUGGCCUCCCAACAAUAGCGAUGAUCUCUGUCCCUUCACGCGGAGGUAAGGACGGAUUUAUCGCUCGGCGCGCCGGAGUUCCUUCGAGGGAGAAGAACCAGGAGAGUCUGAUCCGCGAAAAAAAAAGGUUGCCCCCCUAUCUGUGCGCGAGAACGUAACGUUGACGUGCGCUCGAACGCCGCUCGUAGACGCGCAAUUAGGCGAGAACUCGCCUUACAUGGGCGUGUUUGUAAAUACGACGCGUUGUCGGCGCUGCGUGCCAGCUCGCUCGCCCGCUUCGUAAUGCCGAGAUAGCUGUAUCGACGCUCGCGGGCCUACGUGGAAGACUUAUGGCCGCGAAUCGCUCCGUCACCGUUCGAAACGCGUACGCCGGACGUUCCUUUCUCAUAGAGCGCGCAACCGUGUUGCGUACUAUGUGUCGCCGAUACUCGUGGGUACGGCUCGAAAUUAUUGUAAGGAAAAAAAAAGAAAUAGCUCCCACAGGUAAAAAUUAGCUGUCUAUAUGAUAAAGAGAGGACUGAAAUUUAGUUGAUUUAUAGCUAAUUCUUCUUGUUCUUGUUCUACCUAGUUUCAGUUCUCACAGCUGAAAAACUAAGGUUUGAAAACUAAAUUUCAGUUGUAUUAUCAAGGUUGCCGGAAAACUGGGAAAAAUCGUGGAAAUUUAAUACUCCGAGUCAGUCAGAGUCACUUGUGUCCGGAUUAUUGUGUAAAGUGUUUGUUUCUUAAAAUGAAAUCAUUAGGAAUAAAAUAUUUGGCAGUUUAUUGUUGGCAAAACAGCUAUGCGGUCUUCAAGUAGAAAGGUAAAAGAAAUUCCGAUAAUUUUGGGAAAUUUUUUUCGAACGAUUUAAGAAGAGGAAAAUUGAGGAAGAUACAAAUGACCUUGAUUGCAAAUUCGGAGAUAGUGGAGAUACAUUGUCGCUCGAAAAGUUAAAAAAUGUCAGGGAAAACCUGGAAAAGUGGGAGAAAGAUGUAAAAAAUGUGGAAUUUUUAAUUUUACUCGCAAUUCUUUUAAAUGCUCUCACAUUGUUUCCAAUACUCAUUUAUUUUUCGUUGGCCUGAAUUUACACUCAGAAUUAUAUUAUGUUACUAAAUUUUUAAGUUUACAUAGCUUCUAAUAAUAUAAGUUACAUUUUCUGCAAUCUUUGCUUCUAAACGUUAAAAUUUAACAUUACAUAUUGCUUAUGGAAAAUUCCCUGCUUUAGGCAACAUUAGAGAACAAAGAAGCCAGGGAAUUGAAAAAUUCAUUUUCUAUGGCAACCCUGAUUGCACGGACAGCUAAUUCCCUUUUUCCGUGCGAAGAGUAUCGCGUGGUGAGGGUGAUCGCAUCAGCUUGUCACAAUUUUACGCUACAGGGUGAUUCGAAAAAGAAUCGAUUUACUCGCAUCGCUUGUCUCGCUGAUAUUUUGCGCGCCUAAUAUUAUUAUCGGUAGAUAUCUCCCUCGGUAGGUCAGCUUGCACGUCAUGACACGUCGCGGUUCGCGACGUACAAUUGGUUUCGAGGAGCGAAAUGAAUCGCUUGAAAUGAUCGCGACAAGAUACGUUGACUGAACAUUCUUGCUCUAUUUUCCACUGCAUACACCGCCGCACGCACGCACUGCGUGCCGUCUUAGGCUCUGAAUCACCCUGUACGAUAGCGUUCGAUACGCACACUUGACGUGUCCCGCAUUGUGCUGUGUUCUCCGCAUCGUAUCGCCGAUAUUUGUCGGCAUCUGAAUUGAUUAAAAGAUAUACAUCGCGGGUGAGAUAAUCGGGUCACGCAGUGUGUCCCUUUUCCACGCGUUGCGAGCCGUCAGGAGCCGUCAUCUCGUCGUGUCAAUUCGUCAAUAUCGUUUUUUUGCGCGCUCGACGUUUCGAUAAUUAUUAAGAUACCGACGAAACAUCGUUAUCGCUGUGCGCCAGUGGAGUGGAUCUGUGUCGUACAACCGAUUAAUCAUCGAGGCUGUCUCACUCGAGCCGUUUUCAAUUGCCGAGCAGAUUCUCUCGCCAUGUGGGGCGCGCGUUUACCACCCGCAAAGAAACGCGACAUGGUAGGCACAUUGAGAAUCUCCCCUAAGGGAGAAUGAAAGAUUCCGAGAGGAUCGAUGCGAAUUCAUCCGAACCUUAGGAUCAGGAUCUUGGAAAUUUCAGGAAGAAAUCGGUCUCGAGAUGCAGCGCUUUCUGCGUGUUUUUCCGGUUCACAAUGCGAUCGUGCCGAAAGAAAGAACAAUCGCUCGGCUGCGAUUAGGCGAAAGUGAUGUCGGCGGAGUACACGUAUCGACGAGGAUGUCAGGCAGGACCGUCGAAUCCCCCCUCCCCGGGGAUUACACGAUCCAAUUCGAGCGAGUGAGAAGCGCGACGGAUAAAACGCGCCCGUGAUCGAUCAACGACUAUCGUUGCCUUUGCAUUGUGCGGAAGCAUUAAGGGCACAAACGUUGCGAGAAAAGAGAAGACACACACACACACACACACACAGACACGGUGAUCUCAUUUAUUUUUUCACGACGCGCGCAGCGAGCGGACCAGUCGAUUGACGAGGCGAGGCGAGAUCAUUCAUAGCUUAGCUUAGGCUCGGUUUAGUUCCCUACACAGCUGUGUCUUUAACCCUAAACGGUGUGAAGACACCUGUCGCGCGGCGGCGAGAACGAUAAAAUGAAUGAGAUGAAGCCGAAGCUCUCUCGGCGUCCGCAAGGAUGUAUCCUGAGAAAUGAAAUACAUUGCACGUACAAGCGGACGCUCUCAAGUUGGAAGUGCGGCUUCCCUUAUCGAUCAAGCCGUUAGGUACCGUGAAGGUAUAACGAUAGAAAUUCGCGAAUGAGAGGAUUUUGGAGGCUCCACGUUGGAUAAACGUGCGCCUCGAACUAGAACGACGUCUCUCGAACGACAGGCCUAUAAAUAAUAACAGGCUUUGAGGAUAAAAAAAGGAGACGUCGACGGGAUGUCGGCUACAUCGUUUGGGGUUAAUUCGGCGCACUGGAGUAUUAACGGAGGAAAUGAAAAUGUCAAAGAUAUAGAUAACGUCCACGUUGCAGAUCGGUAAAAAGAAGAGAAGUGGAAGGAAAGGCGAAAAGUUAAAUGGAAGGAACACCGCAGGGACGCGAAACGUCAACGUGGAUUUGUAUAAUAACGUAUAUAGCUUUAUAUAUAUAUAUAUCUGUGCAUGUUUUAGUGCAUAGUUACUUAUCGCUAUCGAUCGCUAGGAGAUACACUAUUGAGAUGUUACACACACACACACACACACACACCGGUACCCACAUGUGUAAGGACAAUGUAUGCGUGUAAGUUUCGAGCAAUGACGUGUCGCGUCACGGAGAGACGGUAGAGGAAAAAUCCAACGGAAGGUCCUGCGUGGCAGCUGUGACGUCACGAGCUAACUUAAUUAUUGAAAGAGUGUGUUGUUACUCCUCUCGUACACGCCCAUCGCUAUCGCCGAUAUCGUCGCGAGUCCGGCGUUAUUUCUAAACCUGGCAAUCAAUUAACACAAAUGAACCUUCGAUUAUUCCGUCGGUCGGCUCGUGACGUCAUCGAGUGCAACGCGCGCGCGUCCGGGAUUUUAUAUAUUGUAUAGAGAGAGAGAGAGAGAGACAGAGAGAGACAACAAUGCGGGGUAUUGGUAAACGUGGUCGCCACGGUGACGCAAUAAAACGACACUCGUAGCGAUACGUAGCGGCAGAAGAAAGAGACGAUCGUGCGUAGCGAGCGCGGCUUCUCGUCAUUUUCGUCGUUAUAGCCGCCUUAUCCGACUAAUUAGAUAAGUUAGCAAUUAGUACACAUCGCAUACCUACCCACUGCGAGCUGGGCGGAUGAAUUGCGUCAGAAUUCCACAGUUCCGACGGAGUGCUUGUGUGUCUCGUGUUACUUGAGUGUGUACGAGCGUGUGUGUGUGUGUGUGUGUAUGCGCGCAUGCAUGUGUGUGUAAGAGAGUUACGUUGUAGUUUCUUUCAUUCUAUUUUUUUUUUUUUUCUAUGACACGAUGAGUGAGCGUAGUCCCUCAUUUUCUUUUCUAAGCGUUUCGCUGUUAAGGAGGGUGCAUUACGGAAAACUAUAUCUCGUUGUGAUCGUCGGGCUCGCACGUCCGACACAAGUCUUACUGAUUAAUAAUGAGAAUAAUGAUAAGGAGGAAAAAUGAUGAAAAAUAAAGAAGUUCAAAGUUUCAAAUGCAGA
Dinoponera quadriceps is the source of this 6694-nucleotide messenger RNA. Its product is annotated as GSK-3-binding protein-like. The record is from RefSeq and is a predicted model, not a curated record. Bases 1874 to 2470 code for a protein of 198 amino acids. Gene Ontology annotation, cellular component: cytoplasm. NCBI's taxonomy places the organism in Eukaryota, Metazoa, Arthropoda, Insecta, Hymenoptera, Formicidae. The transcript has a single exon.